Messenger RNA from Oreochromis aureus, 3282 nucleotides. It is a transcript of the gene tp53i13, whose product is annotated as tumor protein p53 inducible protein 13. NCBI's taxonomy places the organism in Eukaryota, Metazoa, Chordata, Actinopteri, Cichliformes, Cichlidae. Gene Ontology annotation, cellular component: cytoplasm. The transcript is spliced from 9 exons. The record is from RefSeq and is a predicted model, not a curated record. The coding region runs from base 618 to 2426 and encodes 602 amino acids.
ACAACUGGUCAGUGAAGUUAGCUCAAAGGGUUUCAGGCUUGAGUUCCGGAAAUGGGGGUUUAAAUAAGGGCGAAAUGAAUUCCCACAAUACCGCUUGAAGAUUAAAAAAUAAUAAUCAGAAUACAUUUUAAUUUUUAUAUAUAUGUAUAUUUUAAAUUUUCCUCUUAAAUACAACUAAUAUGGGGAGAGAGAGGCAGCUUCUUUAGGUAAUUUCAACGGAAGACAGCAGUUUUAUUUUGAAAUUUCUCCGGAAGACGUUACAGCGUGUAGCUUAACUGUUGUAUACCAAACUCUGACGAAGAAUGGAAAUACGCUUUCUUUUAUUUACGUUUUUUUGUGUUUUAAUCACGAGUUUGUCACUCUAGUUUAACUUCAUAAUGUAGAAGAGCUAGCUAACGCUCGCUUGCUGUGGGUAAGACAGCGGACAGCCGGCACAGAGGGACGGUUACUUUGUUCACCCUCAUCCGCACGUCUCACCGCUCUUCGGUCAUGUUUCUGUGCCAAACACAUUUUGUGUUUUGGGGCAUUUUAAAGGGUCACUUCUUCGGCCACUCUGUACGUGGAGGACCUACGGUGCGCUAUGACUUCUAGCUAAACUCGACUGACUGGUCGUCGUCAUGCCGAGAGAAGCGACGUUCCCUCCGCUGACGGUGACUGUGCUGGCAGCGCUGUGGGUCAGUGUGGGUCGGUGCGAUGUCUUCGGAUCUCUGGGGCAAGGAUGUGAUAAUGGAAAGCUCUCUUUGGACAGGGACCUGCCUGCGGAUGCUGUUUAUUGGGACUGUGCUGCGUCUGCAUGGCCAGAGUUUACUCAGAGACUUCCGAGUAUUGACACUGUGUACAAUCCUGAGCCAGCUAGGCAAAUAUGCAUGGAUAAAUCUAUCUCCUACUAUCACCGCAUUCCCAACAGUGGAGCAUACAGACCAAUAGGAGCAGAGAGCGGAGAGUACUUGUACUGUCCUCCUCAGCGGUGGCUCAAUAAUUUGCAGCGUGGAGCGGCUGUUUUGCUCUACCAUCCGUGUGCACCGCCUCGCGAGCGUCAGAUCCUGUCCGACUUGGCUCGCUCCUGUCUGCAGUCCUACAUCAUGACCCCACACCCACAGCUCAAUAAACACAUGCCUGUAGCUUUUGUGUCCUGGGGUCGCACCUUGGAGCUGUCCACCGCCGCGUCUUUAGACGUCUGUGAUUGGCUGGAGGUCAAUCACAGAGGUCAGACUUCAAGAAAAGAGUCUGAUGGUGUGACACAGAUGAGGAAGUAUGCCCUGCUGCUGACCUGGUCAGCAGAGCUGCAUCAACUAGAACAAACAACAAAAAUGAAGGAUUCCCUGAGGCAGUGUUGUGAGCGGACCAUCUAUUCUCUGUUAAGCGGAGCCACAGAGGCUGAACUAGAGCACAGCGUUAAGACCGAACGCUCAAAACAAACAAAAGUGGGAAGCAAAACCAGGCAGAUGAGAGCUGCCCUGAACAACAGUGAGUUUAAUGUUGACAGCAAUGAGAGCAAUAACACUAUGGCAAAUGUCUCCAGAACUGUUCCUCAGCGGUCAGGAGAUGGUCAGAAUAACAGCAGCACGCUUGGAUCAUCAGCAGGUCAGAGGAAACUCUUUGAUCUUUCUAGCUCCAGAGAAGCUCCUCAGGUUCCAUCUCAAGCCUCUAAACCCAGGCUCACAGCUCCCUUGGCCUUAAAUAUGUCUGAGACAGAGGCUCAGAAAGGCCUCAGAAACCUAAACCAAUCUGCUGUUUCUGCACAUGGUGUGAGCAGUAAACGCACCUUUACCGACAGGCCUGAAGCCCUGACUCUCAAGGAAACAAACUCUAUUAAACACAAUAUCAAAGUGGACAACUCCAAAGAGAAAAUCCUCGACUCAUCUAACGCCAACAUGGAGGAUAAUGAAGUGGUAGAUGUAAAGGAGAGAGAGCUGGAGCAUAUGCAGAUCCACGGUGCCCCAGGAUCUCACCAAAAAAGUGAAAGCACCGGCUCCGACUCUGUGCCCAAACCCCAGUCAGAGGCUCAGGCACAACAGCAUCCACAGGCAGCAAGCCACAGCCAGCCUAUCAGCCGUGACUGCGACAGUUGCAAACCAGGUGAACACUGUGACUGUGCCAAGGCCUCGGGAUCAGAGGCCCAAGCUGCUGCUGCUGCUGCUGUUGUACGUCAAGAACUGCAAAGGACCCCAAGGACGGACGAAGCGGUGUGGGCAGCAGCAGCGCUAGGCUUCCUGCUGGUUCUCCUGACUCUGUCAGUGCUUCACACUCGCCUGUACCGCCACUGGAGGAUCACGCCGAGCCUUUACUGGCAUGACCCAAGUGAGGACUACGACAGCGUUGCAGAUGUGAUCCGCAGAAGAUUGCGAAUUGCAAAGAGAAGGCGGAAAAGGGGCAGAAGGCAAGAAUGCGUUCUCCUGCCGAGCUCCUCCAGCUCAGAUGAAUGAAUGUCCGUAGAACUGAAAGAAACACCCCCAACACUGUUUGGAGUGAACUCAAGUGAUGAGGGGGAAGAGGGGACCUGAAGGAAAAGAAAAAGGCUGUGUUAUGUAUGUUGGACUCAUCUUACAUGUAGCUGUCUUGUACCUACGGUGUGCAGUUUAUCUGAGAGAACCUAAAUGCUGUAAAUGGCACAGACUGUAGCAGCCCUACAACCACAAUCAACAGGCUCAAAGCAAUUUGACAGAGGACCUAACAUGUCAUAUUUUUAACAUGUCAAUUUUUUUUUUCAUUGAAAGGACAAAAAAAUUGUUUUAUUAUCCAAAAGAACAGUUAAAUUAUAACCAGCCAUUCCCCAAAUCGUUCCAAAAACUCUUAAGCCUUAAAAAUGUUUUCAUAAUUAGUUUUACAGUAAUGUUUCUUUUAACUGUAAAGGUUUGAUAUGCGAAAUGUAAGUUGCUGUUGUAAGCAACGCUAUGUUUGUGUUGUCAUACAAACAUAUGAAUAGCUGCAUUCUGGAGAUGCGAUUGUGUGAUUUGUAAAGAGUGAGUCUACAGGUACUUGGAUUAAAAUUAAAACUGUAAAGUUAGAACAUCCAGAUCAGUAAUGGAUGUGUGGGGAAAAAAACCACAAUUAUCCACUCUUUUUGAAGAAGAAGGAGGCGAGAGCGUGAGCUGCACUGUGAUGAUCCAGACCACAAUGGAAGGCAGAGUGAAAAGCUUUUGCUGAAUGAUCUCAAAUGUACUUUUGCAGUUCCCAUCAUAGAUGUCAGAUUGUAUACGUAAAAUGGUCCAUUAGUUUGCAGAUGUGGCAUUGCACAUUUACCAGUUCAAAAUAAUAAAAAGCAUAACAGGUUCACUUUAA